Messenger RNA from Pelobates fuscus (common spadefoot toad), 1891 nucleotides. RefSeq names its product ubiquitin conjugating enzyme E2 W (gene UBE2W). The coding region runs from base 125 to 580 and encodes 151 amino acids. The record is from RefSeq and is a predicted model, not a curated record. Lineage: Eukaryota; Metazoa; Chordata; Amphibia; Anura; Pelobatidae. The transcript is spliced from 7 exons.
GGGGGGUGUCACGUGCAACAUGACGUCACAUGAGGAGGGAGGGGGAGGGAUCCCAUCAUGGCGUCAAUGCAGAAAUUCCAUAGAUAGAGAUACUUACGUGAAGUUUGCUUGAGCCACUACAAAUAUGGAUGCUUCAACGAAGCGGCUCCAGAAGGAACUGAUGGCUUUGCAGAAUGAGCCACCGCCUGGGAUGACUUUAAAUGAAAAGAGUGUUCAGAAUUCCAUUACACAGUGGAUUGUAGACAUGGAAGGUGCACCGGGAACAUUAUAUGAAGGAGAAAAAUUCCAGCUUCUAUUUAAGUUCAGCAGCCGAUAUCCUUUUGAUUCUCCUCAGGUUAUGUUCACUGGCGACAAUAUCCCUGUCCACCCUCAUGUUUAUAGCAAUGGUCAUAUCUGUUUAUCUAUUUUAACGGAAGACUGGUCUCCGGCUCUGUCUGUGCAAUCUGUUUGUCUUAGCAUUAUCAGCAUGCUUUCUAGCUGCAAAGAAAAGAGGCGACCUCCAGAUAACUCAUUUUAUGUAAGAACGUGCAACAAAAAUCCAAAGAAAACUAAAUGGUGGUAUCAUGAUGAUACAUGUUGAUGCUACAGUGCAGAUCCCUCUAGAAGAAGCUAGUCCUACUGAGUAAAUGAGCACUUUGAUCCUUUGAGUCUUUGAACUUUAACCUUUUGAAUAGAGGUGAUUUAAACCCGAUGAAGACUACUUCCUUUUUACUGCAUUUUUACUAGUGUGCAUUGUGGGCGCAUGUUGAUAGCUGCUUCAGCACAUGCAGCUGACAUGCUUUAUUAGUCAUACUGGAUUAAUGCAGGCGUCAGGAUGAAAUUCCAUUUUCCUUUUUUUUUUUUCUCUUAUGCUUUCCAAGAUCUCUCAGGUCCUCAUGUAUUGUGCAAUAACAAUGAUAAAUGCAUGAUAGGGCCUACUGGAUAUGUUUACCAAAUGCAGUGGGAUAAGGAGGAACCUUUCCAACAACAUAUUACCACCCAUAUCAUCAGGAUACUAUGCACUGUGAUCGUGAAAUUGGCAGCAUGGCUCAACAUGCUCGAAUGAAGCACCGUGAAACAGGAACUUUGUUUAUUUUUAACUUGUUUCCUUUGUCAGAUCGUUUGUGACUGGUUCCUGGUGAUUGUAAUGGACUGGUACAAUAUCUCAUGCCUGCAUAAAUGAGAAGUUGUAUAUAGCUACUGAUAGAUCUAGAAUACAGCCCAACAGAGAUGGUAGAGUUUAGGUGACUGUAUCAGAGCUUUAUAUCAAAAGAUAGUGACCUUAGCAGCUGCAGUCUUUACAUAGGAUCAGUUUUUGGCAACAUCUGAGCGGCUUAUUUCUAUAGACUCAGAUUUCUAAGAUGAUCAGCCUUGUUGUUUGGCUGAUCCUCUUGCUAGGGGCAGUCCCCUGCAGCUGGAUUGCACGAAGUUGCUUAUGUUUGCCAAGAACUGAAUAUCACAAUAGAUGAGCUUAUUUCUUAUACAACCUUUCUAGUUUAAAUGUCUCUGGUCAUCAGCUUACGCCUUUAUUAACUUCAUUUAUUUGUGCUACAAAAAAAAGAAAUACCACGUUUUGUGUCACUUUUUUUGUUUGAUUAUUUUGUCUUGUUUAAAAUACAAAACCAUAUUUAAAAAAACAGAAUGUUUUCAGGCAUUUUCGUUACAUUUCUCUUGAUACCUGCAGGUAACUCGUCGAUAAAGGAGUGCAAGCUUAUACAAUAUGAGUAAAAGUAUAUUUUCUUAACCCAUUCUGCUCAUAUCGACAGCAUUUCCAAAAAGAACCCCCUCCUCCUUUUUUUUUUUUUUUUUUCCUCCCCUGAGGACUGGUUACAACUGGUUUCAUUUCUUUUUCUAUACUGAAACACAAUUGUCUAAAAGCAGUUCUAAUAAAUAUUUCUUUAUUUUUAUGUUA